GGAUGAUGAAGAGAAUGAAGAUGAAGUGGAGGAAGACGAAGAGCAGUUCAAGGAGGAUAUAAGCAUCCCGGGUGAUGAAAGCGGUGAUAAAAAGCCAGCAAUGAUGGACAUGUCCAAAAACCACAACAAGAGCAGCUCGUACAAUCCCCUGGUCUGUCAGUUCUGUCAGAAAUCUUUUGCCGACACCAUCACCCGCCAAGCUCACGAGGCUCUUCAUUCCCAAACGAAAUCGUUCGCCUGCUCCCUUUGCUCCAAUGCAUUUCACUGUGCAUAUAGUCUCAGAAUCCAUUUCCUGCGCCAUCACAAUGAGGGGCCAUACAAGUGCAAGCAGUGUUCAAAACCUUUUGAAGAGAUCAUGCUACUUAAAUCUCAUCUACUCUCUGAGCACUCACUGCCAAAGCAGGAGACUUGCUCACUCAAAUAUUUCUCACUUCUUGACAAUUCAUCUGAAGGGUCAUCCAGUCUGCCCCACAACACCGCGCUUUCGGAUGGCGAGCAGGACAAAAAGGAAAGAAAUAAUCUAAUGCAGCGAAGAAGUGCGGAUAGCCUGCCAGAUGUUCUGAAACACUCGGAUCAGACAACGAAGAAACUUCAGAGCAACGAAACCGAUGAUUCUCCUCCCAAUGGGGACCUAACCAACGAAGAGACAGAAGUCUGUAAAGUGUGCAACAAGGCGUUUGCUAAAUCUUUUAUCCGUUUUCACGAGAGAGCUCAUGCUGACCAGAAACCGUAUGAGUGUCCAAUAUGUAAUAAGAGGUUUGGGUAUAAAAAUAACAUGAAAUCGCACAUGAAGCUUCAUCAAGGUCUUAAACCAUACCAAUGCCAAAUAUGCGGAGCAAGAUUCACCAGAGGCUCAACCCUACGUCGACAUGGGAGACGGCACAACAUAUCCAGGAAC
This is a messenger RNA of Lymnaea stagnalis (great pond snail), 898 nucleotides long. The record is from the annotation of a GenBank genome assembly. Lineage: Eukaryota; Metazoa; Mollusca; Gastropoda; Lymnaeidae.